Molecule: messenger RNA, 966 nt
Organism: Exophiala bonariae
Lineage: Eukaryota; Fungi; Ascomycota; Eurotiomycetes; Chaetothyriales; Herpotrichiellaceae
Exons: 3
Coding region: 1-966 (321 amino acids)
Molecular function (GO): hydrolase activity
Source: RefSeq, a predicted model, not a curated record
AUGUCAGCAAAACAUUAUCUCGACCCUCAGAACGCAGCUUUUGCCGAAGCUUCCUCCAAGGAACCUUUGCCUCAUGUCCUCGGGUAUGUCAAGGCACAUGAGGCUAUGGAAGAGCUGCAGUCGCAAGAACCAGCAUCUGAUAUCGACACAAAAAUAAUUCAAGUGCCUUUCGAAGACGUAUCAACCAAGGUAGUAAUAUUCAGACCUAAGUCUGCAUCAGGGCCGUGUCCUAUCGUGUAUUAUACCCAUGGCGGUGGUUGGAUAUUGGGAAGUCCUAAGUCAUUUGCGCCGCUGAUGGAGGACUUGGUCCGUCAAACAGGGGCGGCCGUAGUGUUUCCCGACUAUUCACUCGCCCCUGGGAAGCAAUAUCCAUUCCAAUUCGAACAAACAUAUGCCGUUCUGGAUCACUUUGUUUGCGAAGGAAACAAGUAUAACCUCCUAACCGAUCGGGUUGUACUCGCUGGAGACAGCGUUGGGGGGCACUUCGUCAUUGGGCUAAUGCAAAUGUCCCUGGAACGAAACCUAUCGACCAACAUCGUACAAUUGGUGAUAUUCAAUCCUGUCACAGAUACCCAUAUGAAGAUGCCUUCAUAUGAGAUUUACAAAGACGCCCCGUUGCUAACUGCCGGCGAUAUGGAUUGGAUGAUCAAUGCAUGCUUGCCCAACAAAAAAGACCGCGAAAAUGCGCGAACCUCUCCCCUAUCAUUUGCGUCGGAUGACGUGCUGGCCAAAUUUCCGCCAACAAUCAUCGUUCUCUCAGAUGUCGAUCCUCUUCUGGACGAGGGCAGAGCUUUUGGCCACCGACUUCAAAAAGCAGGUGUGGACUGUGCUAUCAUCAAAGCCGAAGGACAAAUGCACGCACAUUUCGUGGUAAUCACCCUAAGAAACAAUGCAACUGCUCGAGCUAUAGUUGAGCUUAGUGCUUUGAAGAUCCGCAGGGCCCUUGCCCCUCUCAAAUCAUCGUGA